CACAGCGCUCUCGUUAUGCUAUGCAGCAAGUCACGCCCCUUUCGAGUGAGGGAGUGGCUUACACUAGCCCCGCCCACGAACCCCGUUGGCCUUACCUGGGCGGGGGCGUCACCAUGGGCAGCAAAAUGGCGGCCGCCAGUAGGGUCGUUCAAGUGGUCAAGCCACAUACACCAUUAAUUAAGUUUCCAGACAGAAAAAGUGCUCCCAGGCCUAAAUUGCAGGAGCCUCUACAAUCAAGAGUGCCACCACUUCAUGCAUCGUCCACAGAGAUUUCUGCAGAAGGUCGACCACCAUCCCAUCAACAUAUUUCAUUUAGUGGUAGAACACAAGGCACACCUGACACAUUAGAAUUAGUAAGAACGUUACCUCAAAAAUACCGGAGGAAACUAUUGUCAGCUGAAGAGAUGGAAUACAUCCAAAGAGGAGGUCCAGAAUAACACAGAAGGAUAUUCAGUUAUUUACUGCUGAACAACAAACUUACUGUAAAGGCGUUCCUCACUAUCUGAGUAUUGUAAACUCAUUAUUAUUAAAGGCCUUUCAUGAGACAUUUCAGAAAGUGGCUGUGUCCUAAAUCAGAAGACUAUUUUAACUUGAAUAAGCAACUGACUCCACUUUAUAUAACUACAGUACAACAUUAAAUUUUGUUUUCAUUCUA
Molecule: messenger RNA, 655 nt
Organism: Sceloporus undulatus (fence lizard)
Lineage: Eukaryota; Metazoa; Chordata; Lepidosauria; Squamata; Phrynosomatidae
Gene: KGD4
Product: mitochondrial ribosomal protein S36
Exons: 4
Coding region: 21-437 (138 amino acids)
Biological process (GO): 2-oxoglutarate metabolic process
Source: RefSeq, a predicted model, not a curated record